CAGUUCUGUCAAAAUGCCUAUCUCCAAGGUCCACGCCCGUUCCGUCUACGACUCUCGCGGUAACCCUACCGUCGAGGUUGACGUUGUCACCGAGACCGGCCUUCACCGUGCCAUUGUUCCCUCGGGAGCUUCCACUGGCCAGCACGAGGCUCACGAGCUCCGUGACGGUGACAAGACCCAGUGGCUCGGAAAGGGUGUCCUGAAGGCCGUCAAGAACGUCAACGAGACCAUUGGACCCGCUCUCAUCAAGGAGAACGUCGAUGUCAAGGACCAGUCCAAGGUUGACGAGUUCCUCAACAAGCUCGAUGGAACCGCCAACAAGAAGAACCUCGGUGCCAACGCCAUCUUGGGUGUCAGCUUGGCUGUUGCCAAGGCUGGUGCUGCUGAGAAGGGUAUCCCUCUCUACGCUCACAUCUCCGACCUCGCCGGUACCAAGAAGCCCUACGUUCUCCCCGUGCCCUUCCAGAACGUCCUGAACGGUGGCUCCCACGCUGGUGGCCGUCUGGCUUUCCAGGAAUUCAUGAUCGUUCCUGACUCUGCUCCCUCUUUCUCCGAGGCCCUCCGCCAGGGUGCCGAGGUCUACCACAAGCUCAAGGCUUUGGCUAAGAAGAAGUACGGCCAGUCUGCCGGCAACGUUGGUGAUGAGGGUGGUGUUGCUCCCGACAUUCAGACCGCCGAGGAGGCCCUCGACCUGAUCACCGAGGCCAUCGAGCAGGCUGGCUACACCGGCAAGAUUAACAUUGCCAUGGACGUUGCCUCCAGCGAGUUCUACAAGGCCGACGAGAAGAAGUACGACUUGGACUUCAAGAACCCCGAGAGCGACCCCACCAAGUGGCUCACCUACGAGCAGUUGGCCGACCUCUACAAGGCCCUUGCCAGCAAGUACCCCAUCGUCAGCAUUGAGGAUCCCUUCGCUGAGGACGACUGGGAGGCCUGGAGCUACUUCUACAAGACUUCCGACUUCCAGAUUGUUGGUGACGACUUGACCGUCACCAACCCUCUCCGUAUCAAGAAGGCCAUUGAGCUCAAGUCUUGCAACGCCCUUCUGCUCAAGGUUAACCAGAUUGGUACCCUGACCGAGUCCAUCCAAGCCGCUAAGGACUCCUACGCCGACAACUGGGGUGUCAUGGUCUCCCACCGCUCCGGUGAGACCGAGGAUGUCACCAUUGCCGACAUUGCUGUCGGUCUCCGCUCUGGACAGAUCAAGACCGGUGCCCCUGCCCGUUCUGAGCGUCUGGCCAAGCUGAACCAGAUCCUCCGUAUCGAGGAGGAGCUCGGCUCCAACGCUGUCUACGCCGGCAACAAGUUCCGCACCUCUGUUAACUUGUAAAUGCAGCUACGAAGCAUAUGAUACAAGCAGGUCUUAGAAUCCACCAUGGACGUCUUCGAAAGGAAACAGACGGUUUGAAUUAGAUUCUACCUGGCACGUUCCAGGCCACAUGGUUAUAAAUGAGGUCUUGGGCACGAAACAAGCUGCAAAGAGCCCCCAUUUAUAUCCUGGGAGGCAUCUGCAGAUAUUAUAAAGAGUUAUGAUGAUGAAUUAAUAGGCAAAUUAAACAAAAUAUUUACCACAUAAUGAAAAGCACGUGUCCCUUUUAUCGUAGGGAACGAAUUAAGCAGGCAUCACAACAAAUGCAUGUAAAAUAGACAGUUUGGCCUCAUCGGGCAUUGACGGCAGCCAU
Molecule: messenger RNA, 1682 nt
Organism: Aspergillus wentii DTO 134E9
Lineage: Eukaryota; Fungi; Ascomycota; Eurotiomycetes; Eurotiales; Aspergillaceae
Gene: aspf22
Product: enolase acuN
Exons: 5
Coding region: 14-1330 (438 amino acids)
Biological process (GO): glycolytic process
Cellular component (GO): phosphopyruvate hydratase complex
Molecular function (GO): phosphopyruvate hydratase activity; magnesium ion binding
Source: RefSeq, a predicted model, not a curated record